This is a messenger RNA of Morone saxatilis (striped sea-bass), 2783 nucleotides long. It is a transcript of the gene mfng, whose product is annotated as MFNG O-fucosylpeptide 3-beta-N-acetylglucosaminyltransferase. The transcript has 8 exons. NCBI's taxonomy places the organism in Eukaryota, Metazoa, Chordata, Actinopteri, Moronidae. The record is from RefSeq and is a predicted model, not a curated record. Gene Ontology annotation, cellular component: membrane. Gene Ontology annotation, molecular function: O-fucosylpeptide 3-beta-N-acetylglucosaminyltransferase activity. The coding region runs from base 376 to 1431 and encodes 351 amino acids. Gene Ontology annotation, biological process: regulation of Notch signaling pathway.
CAACGGGUGGGCUGAGCUGCGGCUGUGACAAAGUCAAAUAUAUCGUGGUGGCUGCCGCUUUUACGCAGAAAAUGAGAGCUUAGACUGGUCAUGCAGCUGUAGCCUACUUAAAACAGGCGAAAUUCUAAAAAGUGAUUAGGGUCAUUCUAGGAUUAUUACAUUUUGUUGAAGAAGUCUACAGUCAUGCAAAUAAGGAGUUGACAAAUGAGGAACACGGAUGAUAACGUUGUAGAGAAGGAAGACGCAGAGGUGAUGGAGGAACCGACACGAAACUAGACCAAAUCGAAUGAACAUGAAGAUUUUAUAUGAGGGGACCCAGGACGUGGUUUUAAUGCUUUAUGGAAUCUAAAUAACUUUUUUUUUUUUUUUACUACCAUGCAUAAGAGAUGGAUACGUCGGAGGCUGCCUGUCUUGAUAAUCACCUUCUUCAUCAUUCUUUACGUGGAUUUUCAAUUACGCACAAGCAGCCUUCCCAAAGUCAGUGUGGCUCACCAUCCUUCAUCCGGUGCGCUUCAACGCUCCAUCCAGCAGGCUCCCUCCCCGGCCAAGGACGCGCAGACUCCGGCUAGCUACAGUCGCAGCGGGGAUGGAGGACACCCGGCCCCUGAAGUUGCACAUGUAACCCAGCCGAAACUGAAGCUGGAAGACAUUUACAUCGCUGUGAAGACCACCGGGAGGUUCCACAAGACGCGCCUUGCGCUCCUUUUGGAGACGUGGAUCUCCAGAACCAAGGCGCAUACGUUCAUUUUCACAGACACGGAGGAUGAGGACUUAAGUUCAGAAGGUCUUAACAUGGUGGUAACAGGUUGUCAGUCAGAUCACAGCCAGCAGGCUUUGUCCUGCAAGAUGUCUGCGGAGUAUGACGGCUUCAUGGCGUCAGACAAGAGGUGGUUUUGUCAUGUGGAUGAUGAUAACUACGUGAACCCGGACGCCCUCCUCUCCCUGCUCUCGGCCUUCCCCCAGGACAGCGACAUUUACGUGGGCAAACCGAGCCUGAACAAGCCCAUCACUGCUCACGAACUGCUGGAGGGAAAUGCAACGAGGGAAGUGCAGUUCUGGUUUGCUACAGGAGGAGCAGGAUUCUGUCUGAGUCGGCGACUGGCGGAGAAGAUGUCUCCCUGGGCCAGCGGCUCCCGGUUCGAGCAAACGUCGGCGACGAUCCGUCUCCCUGACGACUGUACGGUGGGCUUCAUAGUGGAGAAGAGGCUGGGCCUCUCCAUGGUCCACUGUCCUUUAUUCCACUCCCACCUGGAAAACCUGCUGCUCAUCAGCCACAGGAGCAUACCACACCAGGUGACUCUGAGCUAUGGGAUGUUUGAGAACAAGAUGAACAGCAUUGAGGUUAAAGGAAGAUUCUCUAAGGAGGAAGACCCCUCCAGGUUUAAGACUGUCCACUGCAUGCUGUAUCCUUUCACCAGCUGGUGUCCUUGAACUCUUCAUAGAAGACUACAGCUUCCAAACACACAUGGAAUGAGACUGGUAAUCCUGCUGGAUAAAGAACAAUUUAAGAUGCAGACAAAGGAGCUGGAGAAUAAGAAAGUAGGAGUGAGACUUUGGACGACAGAGGACUCAACAGUAAAAAUCUGGUGACCCAGACCUGCUCUCUCUUAGUUCGCCUCCUGAACCUGCUUAUAAGAGUGAUCAGAUGGAUGCUCACGGAUGCAGAAAAUAGGAUAUUAACAGGAUCUUGACUAUGAACUGGAAAAGGCUUUCUCUUCUUCGCAUCUGUUUUACAAACAGAACAGAAAGAAAAUUGUGACCUUAUGCAUCUUUACUAUUAAAUGUUUUUGUUUGUUUGGAGGAUUUUAGUGAAGCACUUAAGAAAAGACACAACAGUUGUUUUGUUGACAAAAAUAAACAUGAAAUUGUAUAUAUUUCUGAAAUUUAGACAAAUUUAUGUUUACAUUGAUUUAAUUACAUUUAGACUUUUAAAGCUGGUGUGCACAUAAAGGGCCUGAAUUACAUUCAGGUGGUGCAGAGGUUGAAGUUGCUGAAUUUGUUUCUGUUUCCAUUGAUUUCGCAUGUGGCCUUCUCCGUGUGUGUGUGUUUGUAUGUGUUUGAGUGUGUGUUUUUAUGAAGGGGAUGGUGUCCUUGUGCCUAUGAAGUCUGCACACAACGAACUAUUCUGACCCACAUCUCCUUCCUUAUCCAAACCUCCUGUCCUCCCUCCCUCCUUUUCUCAGUUGCUCUCUUCUUCCCUCCACCCCUCCAUCUGUCUCCAUGUUUACUCAGUCUUUUCCACAAUUGCUGUGCUGGCUCCUCCAAGGCCAGGGCUGAAAGUAAAAUGAACUUACACUCACCCCCCUUUGCCUCAGUUGCAUUUAUUUAAUUUUUUAAAGCAAAUUAAAAAAGUGUGGAGAAAACCAGAACUGACACCUGAAACCUGCUCUCAAACAUGACCUAAAAAACUGGCUUACAUUUGCAGGCAAAUCUUGUCUAGCUGGACAGAUCAGGUUCAAAACGAGAGAACAAAUCUCACGUCUCGUGUAGAGAGUGACAGCGUGCUGCCGGCGGCCCCGCAGGUUGCUUAUUUGCUGUGAAUGGAGAUGUGAUGAAUGCAGAUACGCUGCCGAAUACAUCCGGGGCUGACCUUGUGUGAAGUGAAAGUGGUUGACAAUGUGUAGGAAUGUCUGUGUGGCCCUGACACAUCUCCACAAGAAUACUGAGACCCAUUAUGUGAAGUAAAUAACACGAGUGCUUGUAUGUAAGCUGAAAGUGUAAAAUCAAUUUGCUGCAGUGGUUACAGAAUGAAUUAUUUUUAUAUUCAUGCUUUCUAAAGUGUU